AUGGAGAGCCUCUAUGUCACCCACGCACCUCUCCCCCAGCCGCACGCUUAUGAAUCCCGUCAUCAGUCUGCCUGCUGCCAACGACCGCCCCUCUCUAACACGCAAAUGACCUUUUUCUUUUUGGCACUUUUGUUCUUCCCUGCAUGUCACCUGCGCGCUGGGAUGUCCCGAGGACCAGGUCCAUCAGCACCUCCCGUCUUCCAUCGGAGCCAGAAAAAAAAAACAGCUUUACAUAAUACCUUCUUUUCCUUCCUCCGCUAUAAGCGUCGUCAUCGGUUCGCAAUGCUUACUGCACUUUUCCAUCACCGCUCUCUACACUUUCUGAUUACGUCGAAGACAGCGGCUGGUGUGGGAUCCAGCGGUGUGAUUUGGAAGCCGACGCGUUUCGUGAUUGCCGUGUGGAUGGUUGUGUUAGUGUGGUUUGUAUAGCUCUCGUUGUUCUAGGUAGCUCCGGUGGGUGGGUAAGGCAUGUCAUCCGAUUUGCCUUGUUGUAGGGCUUACUCAGGCGGAUAUCGCCGCUAUGAGUCGGGUCAUUGGUUGGUUAUUUGGUUGGGGGCCUAGUUUUCUUUCUUCUGGAAGAGGUGUGGAAUGUCGGGUUUCGAUUGUGUAAGGUGGCAUAUAGGUUCUCAGGUACGUUAUCAGCUGUGCUUUUCAAAGAUGCUGAAUAUGUAUCAACGCUUCGUUUCUUGGACUUUUGUAUUUGGCUCUUUGUUCUCGUGGUGGUGGGCCGGGCCCAUUGAUCACGAUGCUCACGCAUCGUAAAUCU
Periconia digitata is the source of this 766-nucleotide messenger RNA. The record is from the annotation of a GenBank genome assembly. Lineage: Eukaryota; Fungi; Ascomycota; Dothideomycetes; Pleosporales; Periconiaceae.